ACUGAUUCACUCCAGGAUACAUCACAGUAUAUAAGGGACAGACACAAGUGUCAGUGAAGUAUCAACUCAGCUCUGCAUCACAGUGAAGCAUGAUGAAGGUUCUGCUACUGGCACUUGUUCUUGCCCUAGUGUUGGCAGAUGGCUCUGCCUUGAAAUGUCACAGGUGUGUUCCCAGCACACCUGGUGGAAGAUGUUCGAUCACCCAAGAGACCUGUGGCUAUAAACAAGAUGCAUGCGUAUCUGCCAGAUUUACCGUGUCCCCCUUUUCCUACUUCCGGAGGUGCAUCGCCAUGUCAGAUUGCAUGAUUCUUCAGUCCAGCCCCUAUAUCAAGACCAAGUGUUGUCAGACAGACCUCUGCAAUACACCUGUCAUUUAAACCCACAUGACUCUGAACACAUAAAGUCUUUAAGGGAAAAAUGACUCAAACUGUGUCAAUGUCACACACAACGUGGAAUUCUAUACUGAACAAUAACAAUAAUAAAGUAAUUACAGGAUGUUACACAACAUAUUUGCAUAUUAAAUCAAUGUUACUCAUUUGUUUUAGUGUGAUUCUGUAACUAAAGGCACUUUUCACUUUUUCUUCUCUAUUAAAAAGCAUUUUAAAUAAAA
Myxocyprinus asiaticus (Chinese sucker) is the source of this 610-nucleotide messenger RNA. Its product is annotated as CD59B glycoprotein-like. Bases 90 to 377 code for a protein of 95 amino acids. NCBI's taxonomy places the organism in Eukaryota, Metazoa, Chordata, Actinopteri, Cypriniformes, Catostomidae. The transcript has 4 exons. The record is from RefSeq and is a predicted model, not a curated record.